AUGACAGAAGUACGUGGCUCAGCAUUAACGAUGCAAAGCCGCAACCCCAAACCUCAGUUUGCGGACUGGCUGAUAGAACAGGUGUGGACCGGGCAAUACGCCGGGUUGUAUUUUGUGGGCAACAACAAGUUCAGAGUCCCGUGGAAACACAUCUCUAGGAAGGACUGCUGCGAGGACGACAGUAAAAUAUUCAGGGCAUGGGCAGUGGUCAGUGGUAAAAUCAACACGCAUCCCAAUGACAAGGCAAAGUGGAAGACUAACUUCCGCUGUGUACUGAACAACCUGACCAAGCGUUUCAUGAUGGUGGAAGACCACUCCAAGGACUCAGACGACCCCCAUAAAGUCUACCUGAUUAUCAACAAUGAGUCUAACUAUGGGAGCCCACACAUAGAGGAAAUUGCUGUGGAGGACUAUGACAUUGACAUCCACAGCUCUCUCACCUCUACAGGCUACACCCCCCCAGGCAUGGAGCAUGAUAAUCUACUCAAGCUUGUGAACACCUUAGACCUGAACCAACAUACUGAGGAGUGGGCAGAGAACUAUAUACACACACACCACCCAGUGGUACCAGAAGACUGCUACCCCUUCCAGCCUCUAACAGAGCCCCAGCCAGUCUCCCAGAACCACUCACCACCACCAGUCCCAGUACCAAUACAGCAGCCAUACGACCACGUUAACCAGGAUGCCCUGCUCAACCUGCCUGCUGCCCAGCCGUCUCUCUGUGACCUGGAGAUCACCAUCUCCUACAGGAGGAGAGAGAUGCUGAAGACCCAGGUGUCAGGCCCCCUGGUUCAGCUCCACUACCAGUGUGAUAUCCCUGAGCCCAACGCCCAGACCCUCUGCUUCCCUAGCACUGACGGCCUGCUAGACCACAAACAGAUUGAAUACACCAACCGCAUCCUAGGGAGCGUCCAAAGGGGUCUUCUCCUGGAGGUACGAAACACGGGUAUCUAUGGUUACCGGCAGGACAAAUGCCAUGUGUUCUCCAGUACUAGUGACCCCAGAGAGGCACACCCUGAACCCAGGAAGAUGCCCCAAAAUGAAAUGGUACAACUGUUGAGCUUCGACAAGUACAUGACUGAUCUGAUAGCAUUUAAGGAGAACAGAGGAGGCUCUCCUGACUAUACCAUCCACAUGUGCUUUGGAGAGAAGUUCCCAGACGGAAAACCCCUGGAGAAGAAACUCAUCAUUGUCAAGGUGGUUCCCUUGAUCUGUCGUCACUUCCACGAGGUGGCCCAGGGGGAGGGGGCGUCUUCCCUCCAGAACGACAACAUCAGCCUGCAGAUCUCCCACCACAACAGCCUGAUGGAGCUUAUCAGUGCCACCUGGCCCGACGGCCCAGAGCACACCAUGGGGCAAUACUUCUAG
This is a messenger RNA of Salmo salar (Atlantic salmon), 1368 nucleotides long. It is a transcript of the gene irf7, whose product is annotated as interferon regulatory factor 7. The record is from RefSeq and is marked provisional. Gene Ontology annotation, molecular function: protein binding; DNA-binding transcription factor activity, RNA polymerase II-specific; RNA polymerase II cis-regulatory region sequence-specific DNA binding. Lineage: Eukaryota; Metazoa; Chordata; Actinopteri; Salmoniformes; Salmonidae. Gene Ontology annotation, biological process: regulation of transcription by RNA polymerase II; immune system process. Gene Ontology annotation, cellular component: nucleus.